Anguilla rostrata (American eel) is the source of this 3578-nucleotide messenger RNA. RefSeq lists its product as uncharacterized. NCBI's taxonomy places the organism in Eukaryota, Metazoa, Chordata, Actinopteri, Anguilliformes, Anguillidae. Bases 2295 to 3203 code for a protein of 302 amino acids. The transcript has 2 exons. The record is from RefSeq and is a predicted model, not a curated record. Gene Ontology annotation, molecular function: nucleic acid binding; zinc ion binding.
UGAAAAGGGAGACGAUUUCGGACUCUACAGCGGAUUCCGAUUCUGAGCAGGUUACUUGGCAACUCGUAACGAUUGCGUGACAACUGUCAGCGGCUCGGUGAGCAAGCAUGCCAGAAACGGCAAAAGUGUUCGUUUUCAGUUUUGAACAAGGGUUCUCCUGACUCGUGUAGAUGUACAAAUGAUCAGUGACUAGUAACCAACAAAAAGUUGUUAUGGUCGCUCUUUUUGUUCGCCAGAGUAUGCUCUACCAGCCUGCAUGAGCUAACAUAGCCAACACCAUGGUGGAGCUCUUAUAAGCUGUGAUCUUUUUCUGGUUUAAAAAAACAGUGUGCACAAUGAUAGCCUACUCGCCGUGAUUUUUUAGCCAUAGUUCUCCUCAGAAAUAGCCGGCGACGAAUUAUUUUUCAUAGACCGAAGCUGAGAUGCUUUGCUGUCACGUCGACGGCGUCAGCGUGUAACUGAACACAAACCAGGUUGAUCAACAGCAGUGGCGCCUGUAGAAGAUAUUUAGUUGGGGGGCCAGAUGGGGCCAGUGAAAAUCUUGGAGUGGCACACUAAAAAGACUAUACAGCAUAGAGGAAUUUCAGGGUACGCAACUUAGUUAAUACAAAGGUAAGGACACUAUAUUAUAGUAUAAUAGCUAAAUUACAGACUGUUUAAUUCCUUGGCUGAUGUGAAUAUAAGAUUAUGAUUCACAUGAGAUCAGCCAAGGAAUCAUUAAUUAGCCUAUCAAAUUCCAAUUUGAAUGCAUCAUCACCAAUAAAUCAAGGGUGUGGGUUGCUUAAACAUAAAUAUUAAUUAUUAGCUGAUAACAAAGGUUUCAUUUAUGUCCAGCACGUCAUAUUUUAUAUUAUUUACAAGUAUCUUCCAUUCUUUGAAUCAUAGCCUCAAACAGAAAUUGUAGCCUAUUUCAAAUGUCAAAAUUCUAGGUGGCCAAAAAUUCUACAAGUGGCUGUAAUUCUAGGUGUAAUUCUAGGUGUAUCUGUAUUCUAUAGAAUGAAAUAAUUAAUUAUGGAUGCAAAAAUGUCUAACCUAAAGUUCUGAUGCAAUUACAAAACACCACACAUCAGAUUUCAUGCUCAAUUUCUUUAUUACUUUUAUCACUUCAAAGAUUUGUAUAAUUUAAUAAUAACCAACAUGGCAUUCCAUUUCCAUAGUUUUAUCUCAAAAUCAUGUACAAAAAUAAUUUCCCUUCUUGAGAAUGCUCCCUUAAAAAUUCAACUCAAAUGUGUAAGCCACUGUAUAAGCCUACCUCCUAUGGCUUCAAUACACACCACCUCUAACCACAAUCUAACCACUAAAACUUCUAUAAUUUCUUCUGGACACUGUGGUGGGGUGGGCGUGGUUUGAGCGUCGGCUGCAGAGAGAGAGUGAGAGGAGCGGCUCUCGGAUCCUUCGUCACAGCUGUCAGGUGGAGGUAAUCAGCGCCGAUAAGUAUCAAUUGUUUAAUUGCGCUGAUUGCCUCUGAUUGUUUUCAACAGUGAGCCUGGGGUUUUUAAAAGCGGAGACCGGGAGUCUUCGAGAGCGAAAAACGCCGGAGGAAAGACGGGUCGGCAAAGAAAUUACCAGAAACCCAAAAAGUAUAUGUGUUACGUUGUAGCCAGGCAAAGCCGGUGGCUGAAUAAACGAGCACGCAAGUGAUAAAAACCAAACCUUGUCUCCAGUGAGUCUGUUGGCGGGCAGGAGGGGUGGCACUCACUUGCCAUAGUGGUGGCCCGUACGGGGAGGCAUAGGAAAAGACGACCAACAGUUUCACAAGAGACAAUCAUGGAGCACAGCCCGGAACAGGGGGAAACUACACAACCGGUGGUGGCGCUGGCAAGAAUGCUGGAGGGGAUGGCGGCGAUGCAGGAAAGACAGACGGCGUUACACGCCGAACAGCUUGAGGCUCUGCGUGCACAGACCUCCCUCCAGACUCAGGCUCUGCUGCAGCUGGCUGCUGCGGGAGAAACCAGCUCCCGAGAGCGACAAACCGGGUCCCCCGUAGCUCUCCAUAUACCCAAAAUGACCCCGGAUGACGACGCGGAGGCAUUCCUCGAGGGUUUGAGGUGGCAGCGAGGGCGUGCCGAUGGCCGGAGGAGGAGUGGGUCGUCCGCCUCCUGCCCCUCUUAACAGGGGAAACUCAACAAGCGGCACACAGUCUACCCCCCACAGCGCGGGCUGAGUACGCGAACCUGAGGAAGGCGGUCCUGGACCGCCUGGGGUACAGCCCGGAAGAACACCGGAGGCGGUUCCGGGAGACGACCCUGGCAGGAGAGGACCGGCCGUUCGCGUACGCCCAGAGACUGCUGGACAUGGCGCGUCGGUGGCUGCGACCGGAACUCCGGUCAGCCGACAGGGUGGUGGAGCUGGUGACCCUUGAGCGGUUCAUUGAUGGCCUCCCGGGGGAGACGGCGAACUGGGUGAGGUGCCAUCGACCGACCGGGUUGGCGGCCGCCGUCACCCUGGCGGAGGACCACCUAGCGCUCUACCCCCGCGGCCAGUCACAGCAGCAGCAGCAGCAGCAAGGACGGGCAGAAACGGCUCCGCGCAGGAGAGCCCCUCCUCGUUCUCUUCCUCGUUCCAUUCCUUCCUCCCUUCCCCGUGCCCAAACCCCCUCAUUUUCCCGCAACAACCCUUUUUUUUCUGUUUCCCCAGCCCCAGGCUCAGUGGCGACGGGGUUCGACCCACAGAGAGCUCCUCAGACGCCCAGACCGGGGUGUUGGCGGUGCGGACAACCAGGUCACCUGCGCCGCGAGUGCCCGCUCAUGGAGAUGGGGCAGGUGGUUCGUGUUGUCGGCCCGCCCACCUCCGCUCCCGACCCAGACGGAGCGUACUGUAUUCCGACCGAUGCGUCGGACAGAGGGCUGGGGGCGGUUUUGACCCAGCAGGUGGAGGGAGUCGAUCGCCCCGUGCUGUACAUUAGCCGAAAACUGUCACAACGGGAGGCGAAGUACAGCAUGGUGGAGAAAGAGUGCCUCGCCAUUCGGUGGGUGGUCGGAGCCCUCCGUUAUUACCUUCUGGGUCGCCCAUUCACCCUCUGUUCAGACCAUGCCCCCCUCCAAUGGCUCCACCGCAUGAAGGAUACCAAUGCCCGGAUCACUCGGUGGUAUCUGGCUUUGCAGCCUUUUAACUUCAAGGUGAUCCAUAGACCGGGCGCACGGAUGGUCGUGGCUGACUUCCUCUCUCGCCCCCAGGAGGGGGGGGGGGAGGUGGGGGGUUAGUCAUCGGCCGGAUGGCUCCCUGGCCUAAGUCGGGCAGUGGGGGUAUGUGGUGGGGUGGGCGUGGUUUGAGCGUCGGCUGCAGAGAGAGAGAGAGUGAGAGGAGCGGCUCUCGGAUUCUUCGUCACAACUGUCAGGUGGAGGUAAUCAGCGCCGAUAAGUAUCAAUUGUUUAAUUGCGCUGAUUGCCUCUGAUUGUUUUCAGCAGUGAGCCUGGGGUUUUUAAAAGCGGAGACUGGGAGUCUUCGAGAGCGAAAAACGCCGGAGGAAAGACGGGUCGGCAAAGAAAUUACCGGAAACCCAAAAAGUAUAUGUGUUACGUUGUAGCCAGGCAAAGCCGGUGGCUGAAUAAACGAGCACGCAAGUGCUAAAAACCAAA